Molecule: messenger RNA, 1463 nt
Organism: Medicago truncatula (barrel medic)
Lineage: Eukaryota; Viridiplantae; Streptophyta; Magnoliopsida; Fabales; Fabaceae
Product: probable lactoylglutathione lyase, chloroplastic
Exons: 9
Coding region: 143-1186 (347 amino acids)
Cellular component (GO): cytoplasm
Molecular function (GO): metal ion binding; lactoylglutathione lyase activity
Source: RefSeq, a predicted model, not a curated record
UUUGUUUGGGUACUAAACUAAAUAAUAUUCCAUUCCUUUCUUUUGUUGUGCUCCUCAUACAUAGUUCAUCAUCCACAACACUUCCCUCACUCACUCACACUUCACAAUCAUCACCGACUCGACUCAACUCAACUCAACUGCUAUGGUGAGAGUAAUUCCCAUCGCUAGUUCUUCAAUUCUACCCACUCUUUCUCUCUUCAAUCGCACUCCACGAAUCUCUUUCUCUCAUUUUUCCACCGCAGUUCCACAAUCGCAUAAUUUUGGCUUGAAAGCUUGUAGAUUAUUCAAACAAAAUGGAAACUCUCUGAAAGUGAUGUCAUCUGGGAACGUGUCAUCAUCAGUCACUGCUGCUUCACCAGAAAAUGUACUGGAAUGGGUCAAACAAGAUAAAAGAAGAAUGCUUCAUGUUGUUUAUCGUGUUGGUGACUUGGAUAGAACUAUUAAAUUUUAUACUGAGUGUCUCGGAAUGAAGCUGCUUAGAAAGCGUGACAUACCGGAGGAAAGAUAUACUAAUGCUUUUCUCGGAUACGGACCUGAAGACUCACAUUUUGUUAUUGAACUCACAUACAAUUACGGAGUUGAUAAAUAUGAUAUUGGAACUGCAUUUGGCCAUUUCGGCAUUGCUGUUGAUGAUAUUACAAAAACAGUGGAACUAAUAAGAGCUAAAGGUGGCAAAAUAACUAGAGAGCCUGGUCCUGUCAAAGGAGGCAAAACAGUAAUUGCAUUUGUUGAAGAUCCUGAUGGUUACAAAUUUGAACUUUUGGAAAGAGGUCCCACUCCUGAGCCAUUGUGCCAAGUGAUGCUUCGAGUAGGUGAUCUUAACCGUUCAAUUGAAUUUUAUGAGAAGGCUUUUGGUAUGGAGCUGCUUCGUACGCGAGAUAAUCCAGACAACAAGUAUACCAUAGCAAUGCUUGGUUAUGGUCCAGAAGAUAAAAGUACUGUUCUGGAGUUGACUUACAAUUAUGGAGUCACUGAAUAUGAUAAAGGAAAUGCUUAUGCUCAGAUUGCAAUAGGUACAGAUGAUGUGUACAAAACUGCCGAAGCGAUUAAACUAUCCACGGGAAAGCUUACUCGGGAACCUGGACCAUUGCCUGGUAUCAAUACAAAAAUUACUGCAUGCUUGGAUCCUGAUGGAUGGAAGACGGUUUUUGUAGAUAACAUUGAUUUUCUAAAGGAGUUGGAGUAGAAGAGUAUUUAGGUAGGUCAUCAUCACAGCAAUCUUGUAAGAUCUGUAUCAAACCUCUGCCAAAGAAUUGGAAUGUCCAUAUGAAGAAAAAAUAUUGAGAAUGCAUCACAUCCAAAUUCGAUUUUGUAGAAAAUGUAAUAAUGACUCUAGCGAUGAUGCUUGUAACAAAUGCUAGAACAGCGUAGAGUGAUUGAAUUACAAUGCUUAUAAAAAAAAGUGGUUGAAUUACAAAUACAGUUAUUUAUUCAAUAUAUUGUUUGAUGGUCUAUAUACAUAA